AUGACAGGAUUUUUCAGCCAAGAAAACAAUGCGGUUGCUUCCUGGUUCUUAGGUCCACGCGCUGAGAACGGUGAAUUUUUCCAGAAAUUUUAUAAAGAUAUUAUCGAAAAACAGGUGAAAGUGCGACAAGAUGAUUAUUUUCCAAGGGACCCCGUAUACAUCACAGGAGAUAUAAAGAAUUCAAAUGAAUUCAAAGCAAACAUGAGAUCCCUUAAUAGUCAACUUGAUGUUAUUUCGGAGUUACUUACCAAAAAGACUGUACCGUUCUGGUCGCCACGCUAUAUGGCCCACAUGAGUAUGGAAGCAUCUAUGCCAGGUAACCUUGGCUAUAUGGCCGCACUGCAAUACAACCAGAAUAACGUUGCUAUUGAGGCAUCCCCAUUAACCACUUGGCUCGAAAUGUAUGUCGGAAAAAAGUUGUGUGAAAUGCUUGGGUUUUAUGUCCAGUGGAAUCAAAAUGAAAGUAUUGAAAGCAUUGAUGAUGAGGUAGAGACCCUACCUGAACAACUGGACAAAAUUCGAGGAUGGGGUCAUAUCACCUGCGAUGGUUCAGUAGCAAAUCUGGAAUCAAUUUGCUUAAGUUUCGAAGUUGAACUAGCCAAUGGUAAUCGCAAGAAGUUUAAAGAAUGCUCUACAUGGGAAUUGUUAAAUCUUAAGCCAAUCACAGUGCUUGAUAUACCUGCCCGAUUAUUCAAUGAAUAUGGAAUCUCCUCUCAAUUCUUGCAGGACACACUUCAUGAAUACAGCAUUCAGACUGUUGGCAAGGAUUACUUAGAGAAGUUGUUUAAUAUUACAGAAUCCACUGUUUAUUUUGCAAGUGCGACCAUGCAUUAUUCUUGGCCUAAGGGUUGCGCUAUUGUAGGAAUUGGUUCAAAGAACUUGAUACCAGUCCCUGUAGACGAUGCAGCACGCAUGGAUAUAGAUCAACUUAAAGAGUCGCUCAAAGAAUGUGUUGAAAAAAGACAGGCUGUCUACGCUGUAGUGGCAAUUAUGGGAUCAACAGAACAUGGUGCUUGUGACCCGUUGGGGGAUAUCAUAGAGCUUAGAAAAGAGUUUGAGCGUGAUCAUGGACUCAGUUUUGUCAUUCACGCAGAUGCUGCAUGGGGUGGCUACUUCCGUUCCAUGCUUAUAUCACCACAUCUUAGUUCUCCAAAAGCUCGUCGUCGACCGGGUCUUGAGGAAAAAGGUGAUUCAUUUGUACCUUUGUUAGCAUUACAUCCUCAUACCGAAAAACAUCUGUAUAGUUUAAAGGAUUGCGAUUCUAUCACUGUUGAUCCACAUAAAAGCGGUUAUGUCCCAUAUCCAGCUGGUAGUCUAUGUUAUCGUGAUCAACGCAUGAGAUAUUUGAUUACAUGGACAAGUCCAGUUAUCAAUCGAACUAAAGAAGAAAGCAUCGGCAUUUAUGGUGUAGAGGGAAGCAAACCAGGUGCAGCUGCAGUAGCUACUUUCCUUUCUCAAGAUGCUAUUGGCCUUCAUCAGAAAGGUUACGGAUUAUUGUUGGGACAAGCAACUUUUUCAUGUACUAAGAUUUAUUGUCAUUGGGCUACCAUGUCGACUAAAGAAGAUAACUUUAUCGUCACGCCAUUUAAUAUGCUUCCUGCUGAGAAGUUUGGUCCGAGCGAAGUUGAGGAUCAGAAACAAGAAAUCCGCACGCUUAUUGUUGAAAAAACAAAUGAUCAAAUCGUAAAAAGUGAAAAAGCCUUGGAACUUAUCAAGAAACUUGGUUCUGAUCUCAUGAUUAAUACCUUCGCAUGUAACUUCAAGGUAGAUGGCAAGAUAAAUGAGGAUGUUUUUGAAGCAAAUUAUCUCAACCAACGUCUAUAUGAAAAAUUUUCAUUAACUACUUCCAAAGGCACAAAUUUGGAUAAGCCUCUAAUAUUAACUUCCACGCAAUUUAAGCAGAAAGAUUACAAACAUUGCCUGACAAAUUUUAAGAAUCGUCUUGGUCUGAAAGGUGACCAGGAUCUGUACGUGCUAAUAAAUGUUGUCAUGUCUCCCUGGGUUACUGAAUUUGAAUUCCUUCGCGAAUUGACAGCAACGUUUAAAGAGACUUUACAGGAAAUUGUUAAGCUUUCAGUCUUUCGUAAUAAAGAUGAGCCAGAUUUCCAUGCAUUUGUUAUGCAAGGCACUGACAAUCUCUAUCUCACACAUUUGCCCAUGUUUCAAAUGGAAAACCACCGUCGGCAAGUGAUUAUUACAGCAGAUUUACCAAUAAAUAUAAAGGAACAAUACCUGAAUGCUCGCAAAGCAAAUCCAUCACACGUGUUCUAUCUUGGCAACCAAGAUGAAAUGAAGCUGGAUGAUAUUGCGUAUAAUGGAAGUUCUUUUAAAGGGGUUAUUUACAAGGAUUUUGAUAAAGAUGGAAAACCUAUUGAAUUUAUCAAAGAUUUUCAAGUGACCAAUGUCCGAGUGCUCAAGAAACGCCACCUAGCCACAGCAUUCCAAGAUGUUAAUUACCCGGUUGACUAUAUGCCAUUCUAUAUUUACGGUACAAAACAGGAGUUGCAUAUUGACCACAUGUUACUCAAAUCUCCAUCAAUUCAACUUUCGGCUGAUAAUGUUGAACUCAUCCUUACUUCUGGCGAAUUGACAUCAACUCAGAGAGAAAAUGGUGUUAUUGUUCACUUCACUGAAGUUCGUGAAAUUGCUUUGCAACCAUUUCCAGAAAUCAAACCAUAUCCACAAACCGAAACCACACCACCUCUUACAUUUUUCUUUCAACAUGACCGCACAUUUCAGGUGGAACUUUAUAAUGAUCCAAUGCCUGACCCGUAUCAGAGUGGGCCGGGUUUGGACAAUUUUGAUAAAAAGAACCCAAUUGCUAAAGGAACGAUCAAGUUACCGUCUAAGGAUAAGGGAUGUUUGUAUAUUGAUUCUUAUAUGGUUAAUAAGGAUCCUACUGCAGAGAAAAAGGUUAAGCAUGAUAAAAUUGUGAAUCGAUCAAAAAUCAUACCGUUGAAAAGAUUUUAUGCAGACAAGUUUGAUCAUAAGGAUGAGUUGCAUUGGUAUGAGGAAAAGGCGGAAUAA
This is a messenger RNA of Funneliformis caledonium, 3027 nucleotides long. The record is from the annotation of a GenBank genome assembly. Lineage: Eukaryota; Fungi; Glomeromycota; Glomeromycetes; Glomerales; Glomeraceae.